Molecule: messenger RNA, 3526 nt
Organism: Rhagoletis pomonella (apple maggot)
Lineage: Eukaryota; Metazoa; Arthropoda; Insecta; Diptera; Tephritidae
Gene: Lrpprc2
Product: leucine-rich PPR motif-containing protein, mitochondrial
Exons: 3
Coding region: 132-3371 (1079 amino acids)
Molecular function (GO): protein binding
Source: RefSeq, a predicted model, not a curated record
UUUCCCCCCUUUUUAAUUUGACAUGCAGCCGGUGCUCUCAAACAAACGGCCAACAGCGCGUGUUUAUCGCUCGCGUUUUGUUCUUAACAACGUUCCAUUUCUGGCUUUUCCAAAGAUAAACUUGAAUUAAAAUGAGUGUGCGUCUAUGGCAGACAACAUGGAAAUGGCAGCGACUUAGCAACAUUGCCCUGCGCGUCAACUAUCAACCGAAUGCAGCGGUCGUCGGUUAUGCAACUGAAGCAGUGAGGAAGUCGCUCCAGCAAUCAGUGCGGAACUACUCAAAUGGAUCACCUAAUAAAUGGAAUAACUUACAAAGCGCCUAUGACACAACAGCUAAAGAAGCAUCGGCUACGAGAACAACAAGAACACCCGUGCUUACUGUCCUGCUGGAGAAAUUGAUCUCGCAACAUCAGGCCAGCGGUCAAGUCGUCUUCGAGUUGUGCGACAAAGUUAUAACACAGCUCGAGAGUAAUCCAAAUGCUUACAAUCAACUUUUGAGCAGCGAACAAGCACACUUCCUACUACGUGCUUGCGGUACUAGGAUGCCGGCUCGUCCGAGCGCAACGCGUUUGGAACUUUUCCAGCGCCUUUGGUCCUAUUUGGCACAGCACGCACAGCUAAACGCAUCCAACUAUUUGACUUGGCUGCAUGUGCUGCAACAUAAUCGUGCGCCGCUCGCAGAUUUCCGCUUAUUCUUGCAAGAGUUCAACAAGCUGAAUAAUUCUAACGAACUUGCGCUUCCCGAUGUAUACGCAGAACUAUUGCUGACAGCCUGUAGCACCGGCGACAUAAAGCAAGCGACAGAGGUGCUGGCAGAAAUGCGCGAACAUGAAUUCCCACUGAUGGAGCGGCAUUUCAACGCGUUGCUGUUGGGACACGCGCGAAAUCGCGAUCUCGCAGGCUGUCGCACAGUGCUCGACAACAUGGCUGCUGCGGGUGUGCUACCCAGUACAGAAACGCAGUCUUUGCUAGUAUGCGCAUAUGUGGAAAAUGAGGCGCCGGCAAAAGCGGCUGAGGUGUUGGACCAAUUCCACGGUAAAUUUGAUGCCGUACAAGUGGUGGGAAUGCUGCGCAGUCUCUUGUACGUGGAAUCACAACCAGACGAAGAAUUGAUAGAGAAGUUGGUACGAGAAUUGCCGAAAGAUUUUGCUGAGGGCACAGAAGUGGCAUUGCCAAUGCGUCACUUAUGCAUCGAACUGCUACAUCAUAGUCAUCUAACCUCAGUGAACCAUAUAAUUUCUAGCCUGCCUACGCCGCGCUUCAACGAAAAUCAAAAUAUAGACACCUUUGGCGUUUUUCUGCUGCAAGAAUUAUUUCGCGCAAAAUGCACCGCCACAGAGAUAAUCGAAGUAGCUAAACUGCUUCAAGACAGUGGGAAGAACACCCGCUCGCUACACAUCACCACGGAGAUAGCACUACGGCGCAAUGCUGAAACGGCGCUGCCCUACCUGGAAUCUCUAGCACAGCAGGAGCCACUGCGCCCUCACUACUUUUGGCCACUGCUGCUGCAUAACCACCGACAGUCAGGCGAGGCCGGCGUUCUCAGUGCGCUGAAGCAAAUGAAAGCCUUGAAUGUGGCUUGUGAUCGCGAAACUAUUGCGCUCUACGUAUUACCACAUUUGCCGCUGACACUGCAACGCCCCGAACAGGCAAUAAAAGCACUAGACGACAUAGGCAUCAAACCAACGUCAGCGCUCCUUGAAAUAAUUAUGUAUCUGCUGCUUCACCAGCGGCUUGAUGCGGCGCACGAUUUGCUCGAGUUGUAUCCAACUAAAAUGCCAGUGGAGCAGCUGGUUCCGACACUGGCCAACGCAGCGGUAAACGUGCGUGCCACUAAGCGCUACCAACAGUUUGUCAAGCUGCUGGCUGCGCUGUCGAAAAAGAGUGAAAACCGCAAAGUUGACUGGGUGGGCCAACUAUUGCUGGGCAUGGUGCAUGGGCAAAUGCGGCUCCGCAGUGAUCUGAGAGCGGUGUAUCGCUUCGUUGAUGAAAUGGUCAAAUUCGCUUUGGUGAUAUCGCCCGCUGCAGCUAAUGCGCUAGUGGCGGCGCUGGAGGAGCAAGUAAAAAAUAACGCCAACCUCAGUGGCAUUAAAGAAGCGCUGCGCAAAAUUACCGACAACAAUGUGGUGCUGCCUCAAAGUACUGCAGCAGGCGCGAUUGGUCCCAGCAAUUCAUUUGUAAAGCAUCCGCGCGACAUGACGUUGGAAGAGCUGGAAUAUCAUUUAGUAGAGUUGGAGGCGAAAGGCAUGAAUACGCGGGGCGUGCUGCGCAGACUACUGCAAUUGUGUGUGCGCGACGGGCGAUUAGAGCGCGCGAUAGAGAUCAAGGCCAAGUGCGACGAGCUGAAGGUGCAAGUGAGCGCCGGCAUGUUGGCUAGCACUCUGGAACUUUACAUUAAGUUGAAGGAUCUGCCCAAUGCUGAGAAGAGCCUGCAGCGUUUACAGCAACAAUUUUCCGACUUCACCGUAGAUGAGCACAAGUUCAUUGACUACGCAGCGCUGCUGGUACACAACAACCGCUUAGAUGCGGCUAAGCAGCUGCUGCAAGAGCGCGCUAAAACGCAGCGCAUCCAAGGCGGCGAUUAUGUUAUAAAAAACGUUUGGAAUUUCCUUACUAAUAUCGCACAGCUCGCUGCGAAAAUGCCCACGCUGGAGCCGGAGCGCAAUUUGACACGCGAGCACUUCCACUUCCUGCAAAAGCUGCGCUACUGCAAUGCGCACAACAGCGUCCUGGGCCCGAUUGUGCGAGAGCGAUUACUACGCGGCGACAUCAAAGCCGCCGUGGUAGAUUUUAUAAAACUCGCCGAACAAUACAAGCAUACGCCGCUACAAUUUGAGCUGCUCUCGUUGUUGGUGCGGCUGAGUAACGGUCACGAGCCGGACGUCACACAGUUUGGCGGCGUGAGCGGCGAUGAAGCACAACAACUACUGGGCGAAGUGACGAAUACCAUCUCCAAAGUGCAUGGCGUUCUUAAUAUGAACAGCGGCUUAUUGUUAGCCUUCGCCGAAUCGGGCACCGACAGCCAACUGAGACGGCUGCUAAUCAACCCUGAAUUCCGCAUCAAUGAAGAACUGCUUAUGAAAAAUUGUGAUUAUCUGGGUGAAGAGGGCGCUGUGACCACCUUACUGCGGUUGGCGCGCGGCGCGCGUGGAUUCGGCCGCAUCAUCGAUGAGCAAAACAUACACAAUAUGCUGCUGACACAUUUCGCCAAAGCGAAUAACUAUGAGGCGGCGUUGGAUUUGUAUGAACGACUGGAGGCCGACGACGAGCUGAAAAUAUCGCAGGAGUUUUUGCGCAAUCUGGUGCAAUUGCUGCGUGUCAAUAACGUCGAAAUACCCAGCAGAGUGGCAUUACGUGCGCAAAUCAUGUAGUAAGACGGCGGCGACGCGUAGGCAUUUAAUAUUUUAGUGGAGUUAAAUUAUGUGACCUGUGCCGAACAUUUACAUGUAAGCGAAGGAUAUCCGAGAAAAUCAGGCAGAACGAAGACAUGUCGAAGUAUAGAAAAUAAAAGGCAAUCGUUUUGUUA